GUUCACAGAAACGGUGGCGGAUCUUUGUAUGGUUUUCUUCUCGAUGUUUCGCUAAUAAGAAUGUAGCAUCUUUUAAAUAUUUCACGACCACGGUAACUGCGAUCUUGGAUCCUGCAUUUCUGAGUCAAGCCUCGUCUAAUAAUUUUUUUCCGACUCCCUGCUAACCGCCAUGAGGAUUGCGCACUUGUUCGUCUGCUGUUCCUGACCGAUUACGGAAUGAAAUUCAGAGGAUGAGAGCUCAUCAUCCAACGAAGAAUCUCAGUAAAGUAACUCCGGUUAGGGAAUCUGAAGCCGCCAGAAUGUCACGGAAGCGGACGCGCCAAAAUGAAACCGAAUGGAAGAAAGCGUUCUUUGUGAAGGCAUGACGUAGUAAAGAAACAAGCAGAAGUGACUCAAGAUGCCGCCGUCUUCGGGAGAGCUAUGGGGCUUCACGCUCAUGCCCAACACCAUAGUCGUGGACUGUCUCAUGCCCACGGGAAUCAUCAUACCCCUGGACUGUGCCAGGGAUGCUACGCUGGAAAGCAUCAAAGAUAACCUAUGGGACAUUGCCCAGAAGUACCCGCUGUUCAACAGGCUUGGGGAUCCUUCGUCCUACAUUUUCGUGUCCAUCACACGUGACGCGGAGAAGGAAGAGUUCUACGACGAGUCUCGGAGGCUCUGCGAUCUCCACCUCUUCCACCCUUUGCUGAAGAUAGUUGAGCCCAAGGGAAACACAGAAGAGAAGAAGCUCAACUCUGAAAUCAGACUGGCCGUCGGAGGCUGUGUGCACGAGUUCGACAACAUGAAGGACACGGAGGUGAUCGACUUCCGGCGGAACAUCCUCGGGGUGUGCAAGGAGGCGGUGGACAAGAGGGACUCUGGGAGCGAGGAGUGCCGAGCCUCUUACGUCUACCCGCCCGAGAUUGAGAGCUCACACGAGCUGCCCUCCAACCUAGAACGCAAGCUGGACAAAGGGCUGGUGAUGGUGUGCGUGUGGGUGCUGUCGGACAGUGGGGAGAAGCAGAAGCACACCCUGGAAGUGGACAAGGACACCCGACCGGAGAACGUGAUCAAGGAGGCGAUCCUGAAGAAGCUCAAGUGUAGCCGCAUGCCCAAGGAGGAACAGCUGGCCAAGGCCCAGGAGUACCAGAAGCAUUACCUCCUCAAGGUGUGCGGGGUCAACCAGUACCUGCUCAAGACCUACCCACUCUGCCGCUACAAGUACAUUCGGACCUGCAUAGCCAAGGGCGACAUUCCCCAGCUGAUGCUAAUGCUGAAGGACGCAGUGUACAAGGCCAUCCCUCCAUCGCACUACAUCACACCCUCCUACAUGCGCCGCAACCCGUCCACCUCCUCCACCCAGUCCACCAUGCCCCUCUUUCGGGUGGACGAGGUGUUCCGGGUCAAGAUCCUCGGCGCUUCUUACGUCAACGUCAAGGACGUCGACAAGAUCUACGUCCGCACAGGCAUCUACCAUGGGACGGAGUCCCUGUGUCCCUUUCGGGACACCCAGCACGUGGCCCACUCAAACCCCAAGUGGGACGAACAGCUGGAGUUUGACAUGUACAUUCCGGACAUCCCCCGCUCGGCUCGGCUCUGCGUGUCCAUCUGCGCGGUCUCCCAGCGCAAGAAGAGGGAGGAGCGCUGUGCCAUAGCGUGGGGCAACAUCAGCUUGUUCGACUACAAGAGCGUGCUGCUGAGCGGACGCAUGAACCUGCACCUGUGGCCCGUGCCGAAGGGCAUGGACGAGCUGCUCAACCCCCUUGGCAUCACGGGCUCCAACCCCAACCGGGAGGCCCCCUGCCUGGUUAUCGAGUUUGACCGCUUCCCGGGACAGGUCACGUUCCCCACCAUGGAGCAGAUCGAGGAGUACGCCACCUUCAUCGCCCAGAUAAAGCCCUCGGGGGACGAGGACCCCAGUUCCUGGUCGGAGAACGACAAAGAGCUGGUGCAGGAGAUCAUCAGACGGGACCCCCUCUCCGAGAUCUCGGAACAGGAGAAGAUGCUGCUGUGGAAGAUGCGCUACUACUGCUGCAGCGUGCCAGACUCACUCCCCAAGCUCCUAGACGCCCACAAGUGGAACAGCCGCGAUCACGUUGCACAGCUGUACAAGCUGCUCAAGUCCUGGCAGCAGGUCUCCCCAGAGACAGCGCUGGAGCUGCUGGACUGCAAGUAUGCCGACAUGUUUGUACGGAAGUAUGCUGUGGCCUGGCUGGACGUGUCCCUCUCGGACGAGCUUCUCUCCCAGUACCUCCUGCAGCUCGUGCAGGUGCUCAAGUAUGAACCUUACCUGGAUAAUGAUCUCGGGAAGUUUCUCAUCAAGCGCUCUUUACUGAACUACAAUAUCGGCCACUUCUUUUUCUGGCAUCUAAAGUCGGAGAUGCACGACCCCUCGGUUGCGGUGCGGUUUGGGCUGCUCCUGGAGGGCUUCUGCCGGGGCAUCGGCACCCACCUCAAGUCUGUGGUGCGCCAGGUCGGGGCUCUGGAGAAGCUCACCCAGCUGACCGAUUCUAUGAAGGAGCGCAAGGACGACACACAGAAGGAACGGCUGAAGUUCCUGAUGGAGCAAUUUUCCAAGCCAGAUUUCCUGGAGGCAUUGCAAAACUUUCCUUCUCCACUGAACAACAGCUGCAUCUUGGGAGACCUGAUAGUUGCCGACUGCAAGAUCCUUGACUCUGCCAAGAAACCCCUCUGGCUGCUUUGGAAAAACCCCGAUCACCUGGCAGAACAGAUACUGGACCACCACGAGAUCAUUUUCAAGAAUGGAGAUGAUCUACGGCAAGACAUGCUAACGCUGCAAGUCAUCCGGAUAAUGGACAGCAUCUGGCAGAAGGAAGGGCUCGAUCUCAGGAUGAUGCCGUAUGCCUGCCUCUCGACGGGGAAGCAGGUGGGCAUGAUCGAGGUGGUGCGCAACGCCAAGACGGUCAUGAACAUCCAGAAGAAGGGAGGCCGCAUGGCGGCCUUCCAGGUGGACUCCACCCAGCUGCACAAGUGGAUUAGGGAGAAGAACAAGAGGGAGCGGUACAAGCAAGCCAUUGAGACGUUCACCCUGUCCUGUGCUGGCUACUGCGUCGCCACAUUCAUCCUGGGCAUAGGGGACAGGAAUCCUGACAACAUCAUGGUCAACGAGGAAGGACAGAUCUUUCACAUUGACUUCGGGCACUUCCUGGGCCACUUCAAGAAGAAGUUUGGCAUCAACCGUGAGCGGGUGCCCUUUGUCCUCACGGAAGACUUCCUCCACGUCAUCGCCAAGGGACAAGAAAACCCCAGGAAAAGCAAGGAAUUCCAGAGCUUCCAAGAGCUGUGCGGCAAGGCCUACCUGCUGCUGCACCGCCACGCCCACCUGCUCAUCACCCUGUUCACCAUGAUGCUGUCCACGGGAAUACCUGAGCUCCAGUCCAUCGAUGACAUCGGCUACCUGCGCAAGACGCUGCAGGUGGAGAAGUCCGAGGAGCAAGCCCUGGAGUACUUUCAGAACCAGUUCUUUGAGGCCUACGGCGGAGCCUGGACGACAAAGGUGGACUGGUUCUUCCACAGUGUCAAGCACUUCUAGUGUGCCGCUGCCAGCUGACACAGCGGGAGACAGCAGUGUGCGAAGGCCGGACUAGAGUGAGAAAAACAAGUGUACAGGACGGUGAACAAAGCAACAAGGAACUCGCUGCAGAGUCGGGCAUUGCUCCACGUGGCAGCAUUCUUUGCAUCUCACUGCCGAGAGAAUAAUUUGCUCCCCAUUUUUAGAGGUGUUUUUUUCUCUCUUUGCUAGUAUAUACAUAAUAUACGGACUUUUUCCUUUUUUUUUUGGCUUUACAGGUUUGUUUUAUGAGAGCCGGAAAGGCUGCAUUAAUGGCGGCCUUUGCAGGUAAGUUGUAUGGCCAUUGGGACAUAAUAAGAGGCUGAUCGUGACGAUAAAUUCAACGAUUAACUCAAUUUUUUCAUGAACUUUUAAGUUUGUGGAUAUAAACAUAUGGUUCUUAUUAGAAACUUGCUGAGCAUCGUCAAGAACUACUAUAUCAGCUUUCGAAAGUCUUCAAGCUCGUGGAAAGUGCAGUAGCACGCUAAAGUUAACACUUGUGCAACAUGCAGAAGGCUGGUGGAGAGAGAAUGUGGAUGAUCAGAGAAGACAAAAAAAAAAAAACGCGCAGGCGUGUUAUCACACCGAUAGCCUCGCUCCUGCUGCACGGGUGGUAACUUUAGCACUCGACCAAACUUCUCAUGUGCUCCAAGUAUUUGGAAAAUGGACUGACUUGGCGGCUUUUGAUGGCGCUCAGCAAGUUUCGCAUUUAAACAACGUGUUUAUAUUCACUAAUUAAAAAGUUAGUUAACAUAUUUGAGUUCAUUAGCCUACUUAUCGUGACAAUUAGCCCCCUGUAUUUUGACCCCCUGGCCGUAUAACUCGCCCUCACAAACCGCACUAGUGUAGUAGCUUUCACGGCCUUUAAAAAACAAACCUGUAAAGCCUAGAAAAAAAAAAUACCCUGUAUGUAUCUUGCAGCAGCCUUUUGGUUUUUCAUGGUUCCAUUCCUUUUUUGGGGUACUUAGGGCUAGUAUCCACCAUUACUGCAAAUGCACAGGAGGGAGGGGAAUGUUACGGAACAGCACGUGACAGCACGGCACAUACCAACACGGCACAUAGUCGAAACAACAGAACGUCUGAACGGCGCAAUGCCAAGAGAGCGGCACGCAUCAAAGCAGUGCAGCGAUGAUAGGCAUGAGUGCAUAGCCUGGUGCUGUAUAGAGAAUGUCAUGAUGUGGUGUUUUGAUGGCAUUCCUGAAAGGCUGCAGUUUUAUUCACCACGCAAUAUAUUCUAUCAGCAUAAAUAUUUUUCAUCCCCCAUUUUACUAUUAUGUAUCGAUGAUUUGGAUGGAAGUAUGGAAAUUGAGUCAAUGACGGCAUUCACACAGCUUGUUUAUUUAUUGCCUUUGCCAUUAAUUUUAGCUCAGUCACUGCUAGUAGCGUACUGGGUCCUAAUAAUUUGAAAACACUGAAGUUCAUGGGUUUUAACAACCAGUUGUGGUAGCACAAAGGUUUAUGUAUGAUACAGACUUUUAAUGUUUUAAAUAAGUCGUUUACCGGAGACUUUUGCUGGAGGUUUGAUCAUGAUUUGUGUUCAGUUUCUGUUGUUGCUCUCAAGAUGUAAUGCUGAAAGUUACGUAAAGUAAAAGCACCAUUGACUGCUAAACAUAAAAGUAGAAACUGCAGUGCCUCCCUCCUUUAGGAAGACAAGCUACCUCUACACACAUUUUUUUGUUCACAGUGGAAAUGUCUAUAUGUCUGCUCGAAAAAUUGCCGCCAAUUAAGCUACAGAUCAUUUUCAUUACAAAAUAGUGAACACUUUCAUUGAAGUUCAGUACUUGAAAUGUUUUUCCUACAAGGUGAUAUCUUUGUUAAUGGGAGUCUACAGCCCUUGAUGUAAUAUAAAAUACAGUUUUAAGUAAUAGUUUUUAAUUGUUGGUAAUCUGGAAAUAAUUUUUACUAAAUAUUAUUUCAUUGAGAAGCAUGAUGAAGUAAAUGGUGUAUUUGGACAGCAGUUAAACAAAGGACCAUUGCUAAAAAAAUUCCCUUAUCAGGAAAAGACUGUAAAGUUAAGUUUGAAACUCAUAUUAAAUAUAACUACAAACAAGUUAUCAUAGCCACCUUAAGGCCUUUUCUAAAAUGCCAGAUCUUCUUUCUUUUUUUUUUUUUUCCAUUCGACUGGCUUUGUGGCAUUGAGAUUCUGUAUCAGUUUCCAAAGCACAAAGAUGAGGGUUUAAACCCUGUGUGGUUUCUGUUCUAAGGAGACUUUUAAAUGUUGCUCAUAGCUUCAGUUCCUUAGUUGCUUUACAACACAGAGCCCCAAUUUUUUUCUAUUUUCCUUGCAUAUGCUUGCUUUAAAUGCACUCUUUUGUUUUUUUCGUUUUGUUGUGUACUUUCAUGUCAUGGUGCCACAGGAAGGUGCUUUCCAGUGUCUUUGCAAGUGUCAAUGAUUGUUGUAAUGAGCCUUGCUUAAAAAAAAAAAAAAAAAAAGGAGAGGAGAAAAGUGUGCAUGUGGUGCGUGUUUACACAGGAUUCUUAAUGCAUGUGUAGAUCGAAACUGAGGGUUUUCUUCCAAUUCCUUCCGAACAUUACAAAGGUUUGCUGUAUGUCUUAUCUGGAACUGCUACGUGAGCACAGUUGUGCUAUCUAGAGACAUAUCUGUGCAGGGCCCUUCCAUUUGCUUCUUGGAAAAGGUCUGUAAGCAUCUUUGGCAUGGAUGUUGACAAGAUAAGCCAGAUGCUCUUUUUUUUCAUCUGCUGGUCCUGUUGUGCUUGGAAACUUUUAUAAAUUAGGUUCCCAGCUUAAUAUGUGAUAAGAAGAGUGAUUCUUAUUUUUUUCUUAAUGUGUCAGUUUAGGAUAAAAAAAAAAA
Messenger RNA from Ixodes scapularis (black-legged tick), 6362 nucleotides. Its product is annotated as phosphatidylinositol 4,5-bisphosphate 3-kinase catalytic subunit alpha isoform. Lineage: Eukaryota; Metazoa; Arthropoda; Arachnida; Ixodida; Ixodidae. Gene Ontology annotation, cellular component: cytoplasm; plasma membrane; phosphatidylinositol 3-kinase complex. Gene Ontology annotation, biological process: phosphatidylinositol-3-phosphate biosynthetic process; cell migration; phosphatidylinositol-mediated signaling. The record is from RefSeq and is a predicted model, not a curated record. Bases 398 to 3532 code for a protein of 1044 amino acids. The transcript is spliced from 21 exons. Gene Ontology annotation, molecular function: 1-phosphatidylinositol-4-phosphate 3-kinase activity; 1-phosphatidylinositol-3-kinase activity.